Papilio xuthus (Asian swallowtail) is the source of this 3276-nucleotide messenger RNA. RefSeq names its product mucin-2. The record is from RefSeq and is a predicted model, not a curated record. Bases 53 to 1468 code for a protein of 471 amino acids. The transcript is spliced from 3 exons. NCBI's taxonomy places the organism in Eukaryota, Metazoa, Arthropoda, Insecta, Lepidoptera, Papilionidae.
GCUAGCGUACGGUCCGUGGCCGCAGUCGGCACUCCGUCCUCAGCAGUUCAUCAUGAAGCACGUAUCGACGCUCGUCGUUAUAGCGCUGUUACAACUAUGCCGAGCUGAAAUAUCGAAUUCAUUACCAAAAUGGUACGAGGCCAAUCUCAUAAACGAAUCCAGUUACCAACCGAAACCAAUAACGGAAAUAUUUACGACCCCUAAAACGUUAUCAUCUCAUCCCAUCGUAGUUGCAACCUCACCUACAACUUCCGAAACCGAAAAGGAUCUUUCAACCUUAUCUUCGACAUCGUCAAGUCAGGCCUCUGUGGAGGAAUCGACUACAGAAGAUACCACGAGGAGAGUUUUGCCCAUAGACAGAAAUGCUUCAAUAUUACCUAGGCCUCAAGAUGAAAGAGAACAGAGAGUGAUAUACCAGCCUCAACCACGACCAAUUCAAGUUAUAUCUGCGCAAAGUCUUCCAGAACGCCCUAUGCCUCAAUUACAAUCAUUUCCUCAAUUUCAAGCAUCGCCCCAGCAACAGCCAUCAACCAGGCAACCGAAUUACUUCCUUAUAUACCAGCAAGCUCCGUUAUCUAUUCAACAAUAUCCCGAAUCCGCUUCCCAAUUUAGACCAAGUACUCAACCGGAAUCAACUCAACGAAGCAGCCGAGAACCUAUAACACAGAGAACAACUCAAGAAAUCACUGCCGCGUCGAUUACAACUCAAUCAACGACAACUACAACGGAUACUGCAACAAGAAGACCGCAUCCGGAUGUCAUGUCUGCGGUACAAAUGAGCUCAUCCACUAUUAGACCGAUCAAACGUGAGGAGCAGAUCUUCGUCACUUCAUCCCCUAUACUAUUCGGUGGGCCAUGGCAAAACCCAAGUACUUUACUGGGUCCAGCCUAUUACAGCCCUUCGAUAUUUUCGAGUUCUACAGCUGGCCCUAGCGUGACUUCCACUGGAAACCCUUAUGCAAGCAGUGUAAGCAUAAUUCCAACAACAAAUGCAACUAGUGCAGUCCCAUCCACACAACGCGUCAAUAAAACCCCAGCUUUAACAAUACGUGUAAGCGCACCGAGAGGGUCGAUCACAAAUAUUAAGAUUAAUCCGUCGACUACGACUAGAAGGCCGUCAUCACGUAGACCCCAGAGCCGGAAAGGACACAACUACAGCGUCUGUGUCAACUCAUGCAAAGGAAAGAAGGAACCUAUUUGUGGAGCCCCCUUAAAUAUGGUCCCGAUAAACCCAGAUAAGCUCAAAGGUUUUCCUUCGAUUUGUCACUUAGCGUGUCAUAACUCGUUCCGAAAAAAUCAGCCUUAUGAGAAGAUCAUGGACGGUCGGUGCAGCAAGUUGAGAACGCGCAUUCGUACCGUCGACAAAAGCAAAAUAAGAAGAGAUGAACUAAACAAAUCGCAAUACACUGUACUCAGUAACAAUCAAGAAACUGUUGUUCAAAUAAUACCCAAUGAGAGAAGUGCUUAAAAUAUAUCCAAGUAAGUCUUUCAAGUAUCAAGAUAAACUGAUACAGUUUUUUGCUGAUGGUACUUUAGGAAAACUGUAAGUUGCCAAAUUAGUAUCUUCUUGUUUUAUAUAAGAAGUUAUCAUAACACUGCCUUACAUUUUCAGUUCUUAAGUGCUAUGUAAAUAUAAAGCCGCCUGUUUAUUGAACCAAAAAUACGUUACAAACUUGAUACUUUUUAGUGGAACGCAAAAAGUUUUUAAUACUCUUAUGAUUGUAACAACUCGUUUAUUACAUCGUGUACAUAAUAUGAAAAAAGUAGUUAUUGUGUAACAUUUUUUAAUAUACGUUGUGCUAUUUUUUUUGUAUUUUUCUUUUUAAUGAUGUGCUGAUAUACGAAUGCAUAAUUUCAAAGAGUGUGCGUUUGUUUUAUAUUAUGUUUACAUUAUUAUUGAUUUUAUCACGUUUUAUGAUUUGACAACCCUGAUUAUCUCACGUACUGAAUAGAAUUUAACAAUUAUUUGCACAACGAUUUAAAAAAUUUCUCAUUUGUAGUUCUUAUAGUUUUAUACUUAAUUUAAAAAAAAUAAUACACAAUCUAAAGGAACAUUGGAUGACAUUAUCAAAUGAAAGAGACAUACAUGUACAGUCGGCUUCAUUCUCGGUAUUCCACAUAAGCCUCUGUUUAAUAUUUUGUGUAAAUUAAAAAAUACUUACAAUACUUACAAAUAAGAAGCCACUUUUGAAUGUUAUUGUACGAAAUAUUACGUAAUGUUGCAACAAUAGCAUAUUUGAUAAUUCAUAAGGGACGGAGGUUACUUUCGUUGUAAGGUGCAAGCGAUUUUCUGUAACUGAUAUACCGCGAAAGAAGGCGACUGUACAAAAGUUAAAUUACCUAAGACUUUGCAAUUGAUCUCUCCUCAGAUUUUACUCUCUUUAACUUACGUAUAAGUCGAUAACUGAAUUUUAACUUGAUUAUAAUCGUCAUUGUAUUUUUGUUUUUUUAAUAUACUCAAAUUUAAUUAAAUUUGCAUAUUAUAUAAUAUACUAAUUAAGAGAGAAAUAGCAGACUGAAGAAAUUUACUAUCAACAGUUUUUUUCCAUGUAAUGCGAAGAUCUUAUUACCUUUUAAGUCUAGCCAACUAUAUUUUGAUAUUAUAACACGUUUCAAUAUUAAUAUAAAUACUCCAAAUUUAUCAGUAAACGACCCAAUGUCACAGCUACCUAUUGUUAGGAAGAAAAUCCAAUACUGUGCCGGUGUACUGGCGCAACACUAGCCUUACAAAAAUGUCAACGUAUAUGUCCCCUCACUAAUCAUUCUGACACUUGAUUUUGUAACGAAAGCGCGCCAUUCGCGCCAAAUGAUUCUAACUAAUAAUGUCUAAAACCAUAAAUACCAAAUUCAUCAUCGAUAAAUUUUUGUUCGGUAUAAUUUAACAUUCCUUAUUGAAUUGUUAAUCCUAGUUAAUUUUAAAACAUGUUUAUGUAUUAUUGUUUGUGUUAAAAUAAGUCUUAAAAGUUUGGGUGAAUUAGUAGUUAUUUUAACCUGACAUUUUAAUACGUUUUUUUUUACAUUGUUUUCCAUAUUUUUUUAUUAAUAAUUUAUAUUAUUUGUGUUGAACUCAUAAUGUUGUAAGUUUUUUUUUAUAGGAUCGAAAGUUUUUAAGGUACAUUCUUUUCAAGUUAGUGUUUCAAUUAAUUUUACUAUAUUAAAGUUUGUCUAAUAAUAAUCGAAACAAUUCCGUCCAUGACAAUUAGUAACAUAAGUUAUUUUUAAACAUAUUUUUAAAUAUAUUGUAUUACAUUUAUUUUACAAAAUAGUGUGUCGUCA